CGCCGUACAUCCUCUUCGCUGUCUCUCGUAGAUGCUCUAUCCACAAUCUCGACUACGCUUACGAUUUUGUUUUUGAAUGGUUUCAGUUGCUGAAGGUUACUGGUUGAAGCAGUCAUUACAGUCGCCGUACGCAGGAUCAAUGUAUCAUGGCUCUCCAUUGCUACUCUCCAUUCUCGGUCCUCUAACAACUCGGAGGAUUGAAGGGAAAUCGAGUCAUCAUUUGUGCAGCUUGGUUUUUGUUAUUGCAGAUGUACUUAGUGCAUUGCUUCUUCGAGCUACUGGUCAGAAGCUCCAAAAGGCUUAUAGAUUGAAUUUGAGUCGACUUGGCCUUCUUACGUCAUUACAUGAUAGAGUGAUCCUCCCUUGUGGAGAUAUUGCUGCUCUUGUGUACCUGUGGAAUCCUUUCACAAUACUUUCAUGUGUUGGCUUAUCAACUUCUCCAAUAGAAAAUUUGGCUGUCAUUGUGUCUGUUUAUGGAGCAGUUACUCGACGAGUUCCUCUGGCUGCAUUUGGGUUAGUCAUGGCCACACACUUGUCUCUUUAUUCAGCAACUUUAGCGAUUCCAUUGAUCUUUCUGUUGGGAUAUGGUUUAGAUGCCCCUCCUGUAAAAAAAGUCCUUCAGACAAGACAUGUAGGAGUUGAGACGACUGGAUCAACCUCUGAUGUUUCGAAACAAAACAAGUUGACUCAGACUACACAACUUUUCUCAUGGAGAACAGUCUUGCAUUUCGUAUUUUGGGUAUUGGUGUGGUCGAGCUAUGUGUUGGUUUUGUGCAGCUUAUCAUUGAAACAAUAUGGUGGACUUGAAGAGAUGUUCAAAAGGACAUAUGGUUUCAUUCUCAGAAUCGAAGAUCUGUCCCCAAACAUUGGUGUCUUUUGGUACUUCUUCGCAGAAGUCUUUGAUUUUUCCAGAAAUUAUCUCCUGAUAGUUUUUAACUUAUAUAUUCUGCUUACGGGGAUACCACCGUUAGCCUUCCGGUUAAAACAUCGGCCCUGCUUCCUUGCUUUCGCUUAUUUAGCCUUCUCCUCGAUUCUUAAAUCUUAUCCUUCAGUUGGAGAUGCAGCUUUAUACUUGAGUUUAUGGGCAUUGUUUGUCAAUGAAUUAACAGACAUGGAGCACUCGUGCUUUAUCUUCUGUGGAUAUAUUGGAUUUUCGCUACUCAGCCCUGUGAUGCACAAUAUCUGGAUAUGGAGGGGAACUGGAAAUGCAAACUUUUACUUCGGAAAUGCUAUGGGCUACGCGUGCUUUCAGUUUAUGUUUGUGGAGAAAAGUGUAAACGCAAUGCUCAACCAUGACCAGGCGCUGAAGAAAGCUACUGCAGAAAUGACAAAGAACUGAGCCAUUACAGCCAUUUUUUAAUGUUCGGUUUUAAGAGUCUCUAACCAUAAACUAGUGGCAAAAUU
Arabidopsis arenosa is the source of this 1404-nucleotide messenger RNA. Lineage: Eukaryota; Viridiplantae; Streptophyta; Magnoliopsida; Brassicales; Brassicaceae. The record is from the annotation of a GenBank genome assembly.